Messenger RNA from Penicillium macrosclerotiorum, 1005 nucleotides. RefSeq lists its product as uncharacterized. Gene Ontology annotation, biological process: chromatin remodeling. The transcript has 3 exons. The record is from RefSeq and is a predicted model, not a curated record. Bases 1 to 1005 code for a protein of 334 amino acids. Gene Ontology annotation, cellular component: Ino80 complex; nucleus. Lineage: Eukaryota; Fungi; Ascomycota; Eurotiomycetes; Eurotiales; Aspergillaceae.
AUGGCAGACGAAACCCUUGAUUAUAAGCCUGUUCCUGAAUCUCUAUCUGGUGCUCCAGCAGCGGCCCCUGCUAAGCAAUCAGUGCGCUCCUUUAAGAAAAAAUAUGCCAAAUUGAAGGUAAAAUUUGAACUUGGAAUUCGGGAAAAUGAAAGUCUCAUUCACGAGGAGUUGCGUAUCGAGGAUCUCUCUAAGCGCAUCCAAGAACAGAAUGACCAAUUGCUGGAAGUCCUCCUUGAGUUUAACGAGAGUCUCCAUGUUCCCCCGGCUUUCCGGUUUGACUUGAACAUACCUGAUGACGCCCCUUUCCUUCCAUCCUCAGAGCAAGAGAUUACGCCCCUGAUCCACGAUGCGACCCUUGCUAGAACAGCUUUGCAGGAAGCAAAAUCCGAGUUGGCGAAUGGAAACUUCUCAACAAGCGCCUAUCGCCAAGUGGAAGGGAGCAUCAAACGGAACAAGGAGUUCGCCCCCGCCCACCAAUACAGCAAACUGAGCCAGUUCCCUCACACGAGCGCGACAGCUCCUGAGCAGGCCAAGGGGAUCGAUGGCGUGGAACGCAAACUAGGGUAUUUCAACCCUGAGCAUGAAACAGAAUACUACCUGGCCCUGGAUGCCAAGCUGGGUGACGAGGCUGCGGCUGUGCAGCUUCAGCGCAUCCCAGAUCCACCCACGUUUGCUGAACGAGAACGAGAGGCGAUAAUCCGAAAUCCCGCGUCGGUCUAUAACUGGCUGCGACGUAAUCAACCGCAAACUCUGCAAGAACACGAAGUCGCCUCUGAGAAGUCAGUUUCUCGGCCUACAAACCAGCGAGCAUCCAAGCGGGGACCUACCUCGCGCAAGGACGAUGAAACAUUGGAUGAAGACGGGAUGGAUGUCGAGCCUACUCCCAAAAAUAAACGCAAACGUGACGAUGAUACUGGAUAUCGGCCAAAGGGAGGUAGUAGCCGCCCGAAGAAGAAGAAGGAUGAGCCGAGUGCUGCGGCCAAUCGCAGUGCUAAGAAGACUUAA